CUAACCGCGGUUAACGCCUCGGGUUAAAGACCCGGCACUGGUCCUUAACUUAGAGAGAGAAUCUCGGAAAGGUGGUGAUUUUUUUUUUUCUUUGGUCUGCUGAGUUAGAGAGAGAGAGAGAGGGGGGAGGAGGGAGGGAGAGAGGUCUGUUUCCUUGCUUUUUCGUGAUUUUGUGGGAGGAUUUUGAUUGAUUUUUACUCGGAGUUUCUGGAUAUGUGGAUCAUGGAGAAGAGUGGUGAUUUUUUCCAGGCGACGUGUUGGGUCUGUGUGAGUCAGUCUCCUUCUGUUGCUUCCUUUCACUUGGGGAUGGGGAUGGGAAGGGGUGGGGGUGGGAGGAGUGAGUAGAUGGAACCUGUUCCAUCCAUCAUCUUCUGUCGGAUUUUUUUUUUUUUUCUUUUUGGCUUUCUGGAUCCAAAAGAAUAGGGUUUUAGAUAGUAGGAGAGUGAAUGGUAGGGUUUGGUGAAGGUAUUUUUGGGGGGUUUCUUUACUAUUUGGUGGAGGUUUCUAUCUUUUCUUGGGAGAUUAGGAGCGACGGCACGGUGUUCUUUGUGAGAAAUGGGGAACGAUUCUGGGGUUCUUUUAGUUGAGUGAAAGAUUCCUUUCUGAGUAGUGUUGUUGAUGGUGGUGAGUUAGGGUCAGACUUAGGGUUUUAGGCAUUGUUGCUUUGCUGUCGAGUGGUUAAGGUGAGAGAAAGAGCAUUUUUUGGAUUGUGGGUGUUCUCUCUCUUUUUUCUUGUGCCCCUUUUUUCAUGCUUUUGGUGGUUGUUUCCUUUACUGGGUAGGGAAAAUCUAGGCAUAUUCUGGUGUUUUUGGAUCACCUUUAGGUGUAGUGGACCUUGGUUGGCGUGUGGGUAGCGAAGAGCAUGGCUUCGUUUCCGGACGAGAUCGUCGAGCACAUAUUCAGCUUCAUCUCCGGCCACCGCGAUCGGAAUUCGUUGUCUCUGGUGUGCAAGUCGUGGUACCGGAUCGAGAGAUGGUCGAGGGAACGAGUGUUCAUUGGGAAUUGCUAUUCCAUCAGCCCGGAGCGCCUGAUCUCGAGGUUUCCGCGGAUCAAGUCGCUCACUCUGAAGGGGAAGCCUCAUUUUGCAGAUUUCAACCUGGUUCCCCAUGAUUGGGGAGGGCAUGUUUACCCAUGGAUUGAGGCCAUGGCGAAGAGCUACCCGUGGCUGGAGGAGAUACGGUUGAAGAGGAUGGUGGUCUCCGAUGAAAGCCUGGAGCUUCUCUCCCGAUCAUUUCCGAACUUCAAGUCCUUAGUUCUUAUCAGCUGUGAUGGUUUUACCACGGACGGCAUUGCUGCAAUUGCUGCACACUGUAGGCACCUAAGAGAGCUGGAUUUGCAAGAAAAUGACAUCGAAGAUCACAGGGGAAACUGGCUCAGUUGCUUCCCUGACACAUGCACAUCACUUGUACGGCUCAAUUUUGCUUGUUUGGAAGGUGAAGUGAACGCUGGGGCACUAGAAAGGUUGGUUAGUAGAUGUCCAAACCUUAAGAGCUUGCGCUUAAAUCGAUCGGUCCCUCUUGAAGUUCUUUACCGGAUUCUGUUGCGAGCUCCUCAGUUGGUGGACUUAGGUACAGGUGGGAAUUCACAGGAACCUCGCACUGUUCGCUCUGCUAAUAUUGCCAAUGCCUUUCUCAAGUGCAAGUCAUUGAGGAGCUUGUCUGGAUUCUGGGAAGUUGCUCCAUCAUAUCUGCAUUUAGUUUCUCUCUGUGCUGGUCUGACUUCAUUGAAUUUGAGCUAUGCUACAAUCCCAAGCAAUGAUUUGAUCAAGUUGGUCCGCCACUGCCCUAAACUUCAGCGCUUGUGGGUGUUGGACCAUAUCGGAGAUGAUGGGCUUCAUGUAGUAGCAUCAACGUGUAAGGAGUUGCAGGAAUUGCGAGUGUUCCCGUCUGACCCUUAUGGUGUAGAUCAUGCUGCUGUCACUGAAGAAGGUUUGGUUGCAGUGUCAAAGGGUUGCCCUGUCCUUCACUCAGUUCUCUACUUCUGUCAUCAAAUGACAAAUGCAGCAUUGAUAGCCAUAGCCAACAACUGUCCAAGAUUCAUCCGCUUCAGGCUAUGCAUCAUAGAACCGAAGAAACCUGAUCACAUAACCAUGGAGCCACUGGAUGAAGGGUUUGGUGCUAUUGUUCAGUCCUGCAAGAACCUUCGUCGACUGUCCUUGUCAGGUCUGCUUACUAAUCGAGUAUUCCUAUACAUUGGCAUGUACGCCGAGCGUCUGGAAAUGCUGUCUGUUGCCUUUGCUGGUGAUAGUGAUGAAGGAAUGCGGUAUGUGUUGAGUGGCUGCAAAAAUUUGAAGAAGCUGGAAAUUAGGGACAGCCCCUUUGGUGAUGGAGCGCUUUUAGCAGAAGUAGAGAAGUACGAGACAAUGCGAUCCCUUUGGAUGUCGACAUGUAAUGUUACAUACCAUGGAUGCAAACUACUUGCAGAAAAGGUUCCAAGACUCAAUGUUGAGAUCAUCAACGAUAGGGAUCUGAUUGAGGAGAGCCCAAGUGAUGGACAGCAGGUUGAUAAGCUCUACAUUUACAGGACGUUGGUUGGGCCACGAAAGGAUGCCCCCAACUUUGUCUUGACGGUGUAGACAUAGGUUGACUGAUAUGCUGGGGGUUGUGUUUGAUGGUUCAGUCGGCUUGAGGCAACAGCGUCACUUCCAAUCGAACUUCGGCAUUUCUCUCCGUUUUCCUAUAGUAGUUGCAUGUACUUGGAUCUUGGUUAUAUAUGGUUAUUUCUAAUCUUGUAACUAUGGAUGAAAGAUUUUGCUAAUUUAUGGUUUGGGACUUGGUUUA
This is a messenger RNA of Nymphaea colorata (pocket water lily), 2780 nucleotides long. Its product is annotated as protein AUXIN SIGNALING F-BOX 2-like. Gene Ontology annotation, biological process: SCF-dependent proteasomal ubiquitin-dependent protein catabolic process. Gene Ontology annotation, molecular function: protein binding. The record is from RefSeq and is a predicted model, not a curated record. The transcript is spliced from 3 exons. The coding region runs from base 863 to 2575 and encodes 570 amino acids. Lineage: Eukaryota; Viridiplantae; Streptophyta; Magnoliopsida; Nymphaeales; Nymphaeaceae. Gene Ontology annotation, cellular component: SCF ubiquitin ligase complex.